UAUCAGCAUUUCCAUUAGUAACCAUUAGAUACCAUUCGAAUGUGAGAAUUGAACCGGUAUAAAACUGAUGGAGCAUACAUCCGCCUCUUUAGUUCAUCAACAAUGAAGUUAGUGGUAAGAUAUCUCAUAAAAGUAUGAAGCAACGAAUCAUGGAUACUCGCGAUUUUCAGUUCAUAUUAAUAUGUGCCAUCUACUCGCUGACAUACCAAGUGCAUGGCAAAAUAAAAUUCGGUUCAUCACCUCUGUUCGAGAAUGUGUUCCUAUCAUCUGAUUUCGAGCAGAAAAACCUGGCAGGAUUAACGGAAUCGGAAUCUCUCAACUGCUUUCCACCAGCGGAUCGACACCACAGAUAUGAAUGGGCCGGUGGAUUCAACCAAAAGCAUAUUCUGGACGAACUGGAUAAAACUAACGAGGAAACGAACGACGAAAGUGAUUCAGAAAGUGAGGGGUUCGACGAAAAUAUUCUGAAGAAACGGAACGACAAGCAUGGCGAUCUAUCGGCGGAUUUAUUCUCUCAAUAUCCGUCGUCUUGUGCUUGCCAAACAAAGUACGAGCUGUUGGACUUGGGAUAUACACAUUUUCCUCGCUAUAUAGUGAAUGCCAUUUGCCAGAAUCGUAACAUCAAUAGCCGUAAAUGCUGGCGCGGAUCACGCUGCAAAGAAAUUCCGUACAAAGUACGCGUUCUGACUCAACGUGCAGAAGGAGAAUCAAUUGAGCAGGACCAUCAUUCUACGCUCCUCCCGGAACCGUUGCGAGACAUAUGGCGAUUCAAAACCGUCACCAUAGCAGCCGCUUGCCAAUGUUCGAUAUAGCUAUGCGAUCGGAACACAAGGAAUGAACCCUAAAUAAACGAACCUGGAUACCUCGAAAAAAUAUAUGCUAAACUUAUGUGUAUUGAGCAAUAAAUAAAUGUGUGGUACUGUUUGUUUAUCGCUGAA
This is a messenger RNA of Aedes aegypti (yellow fever mosquito), 938 nucleotides long. RefSeq names its product prothoracicotropic hormone. The record is from RefSeq and is a predicted model, not a curated record. Bases 135 to 812 code for a protein of 225 amino acids. Gene Ontology annotation, molecular function: prothoracicotrophic hormone activity. The transcript has 2 exons. NCBI's taxonomy places the organism in Eukaryota, Metazoa, Arthropoda, Insecta, Diptera, Culicidae.